AUGUUCGCAACACAAACCCCCUCCUCCCCAUCCCCAUCAACCCCAUAUCGCCAAACAGGCCAUUUCACCCCCGUACGUCCAUCACCACUAGGCCAGCGCCUCAACAUAGCUACGCCCCCAUGGACAAUGGCCUGUGACCGGAAAUUCAACGAGACGACAAAUUCCCAAAUCUCGCCCGUCGCCUUCCCAACCUUCUCUUUCCAGGAUGGACACAGUCACGGUCACAGUCACAACCAGUCAACACAGCAGACACAAUCAUCGCCUAUAUUCGGCACCACUUCCACACACUCGCCAUUCACCUCAUCUCUCCACGCCCCAGCCUCGCCCUCUCCAUCGAGAGGUAAAUUCGCCGAUCGCUACGCGUCGCAGAUCGCGAACCCGAUGAAAACCUCUUCGUCGCUGGCACGUUCUAAAACACGCAAAAUGUUCAUGAAUCGUAUCAAGAAUGAUCGCGAUACGGGCCGGUAUGAGGCGCGCGGGGAACAAAUGAUGAUGAUGGAGCAUCUGGCUGAUAAGCGGCGGUGGGAGGAGUCUAUGGGGCGUGGGUUAGAUGUUGCGAUGCCUACAGAGGGAGAGAUUGAAGAUGGCGAUGGCGAUGACGAUAUGCUUCCUGAUGAAAAUGAUGUUCUCGCGCUUGACGAGUUCGCUGCGCAGGAGGAAGCUAUGGAGUUGGCUCUGCGGGAGUCGAUUGAGAAUAAAAUCUCCUUUAGUGAUGAGGACUAUGAUGAUAUAUUUAUGAAGCUGCCGGAUCCGACACAUGACCAGGAUAUGGAUAUGUGUUGA
Messenger RNA from Penicillium taxi, 783 nucleotides. RefSeq lists its product as uncharacterized. The transcript has 2 exons. The coding region runs from base 1 to 783 and encodes 260 amino acids. NCBI's taxonomy places the organism in Eukaryota, Fungi, Ascomycota, Eurotiomycetes, Eurotiales, Aspergillaceae. The record is from RefSeq and is a predicted model, not a curated record.